Molecule: messenger RNA, 1577 nt
Organism: Solanum lycopersicum (tomato)
Lineage: Eukaryota; Viridiplantae; Streptophyta; Magnoliopsida; Solanales; Solanaceae
Product: zinc-finger homeodomain protein 10
Biological process (GO): regulation of developmental process; regulation of DNA-templated transcription
Cellular component (GO): nucleus
Molecular function (GO): transcription cis-regulatory region binding; DNA-binding transcription factor activity
Source: RefSeq, a predicted model, not a curated record
UCAUUAUCAUCAUCUUCAUCAACCCAAAACCAUAACCAUAAACAAAAACCUAAAAAACAUCCUUCAUUUCUUUUUCAUCCUUUUGUCUUCUCACUUACUAAAGUCCCCCUUUCAUUUUUUUUUCUUCCUUCUUAUUAACCUUUUUUUCCUAUGAAUAAAGAUAAUUCUUUUUAUUUUUUUUUGGUAUGAAAUCAUCUUGACCUUAAAUUUAAUCAUCUACUAACUCUUUUAACUCAAAAACAAAAAAAAAGAAGAUAAAAAAGAGUGUUAGAUGUUUCAGCCAUGGAGUUAACCAACAACAACAACACAACUAUUAGUACUAUUACUACUACUACUACAGUGAAAACCCCAGAAGCUGAAAUUGAAACCCCAACUCAGAUCCAGAAACUGAAACCUUUUCCUUUUAGUAAUGGUGUUCUGAAAAGGAAAAGUUCAUUUAACCAUAACAAUCAUCAUCACCCUGUUGUGGUUAUUUACAGAGAGUGUUUGAAAAACCAUGCUGCUAGUUUAGGGGGUCAUGCUGUUGAUGGGUGUGGAGAAUUUUUGCCGUCUCCUGCAGCGAACCCAUCUGACCCAACUUCACUGAAAUGUGCUGCUUGUGGGUGUCACCGUAAUUUUCACCGACGUGAACCGGAAGAACCAGUUGUGAUUCCACCGCCACCUAUUGCAACUGCGGUGCUUGAGUAUCAACCUCAUCAUCGUCAUCAUCCACCUCAUCCUCCACCACCUCUGCAGGGGGAACAUAGUAGUCCGAAUUCACCAUCUCCACCGCCGAUUUCGUCGGCUUAUUACCCAGCUUCUGCACCACACAUGCUUUUAGCACUCAGUGCUGGGUUUUCUGGGGAGAAAAAUCAGAACCCGACAUCAGCUCCGUUGGGUCAUUCUAACGGGAGGAAGCGUUUCAGAACGAAAUUCACUCCAGAUCAGAAGGUGAAAAUGCAGGAAUUUGCUGAGAGAGUUGGGUGGAAAAUGCAGAAGAGAGAUGAAGAUCUGGUGAGCAAUUUCUGUAACGAAAUUGGAGUUGAAAAAGGGGUUUUAAAGGUAUGGAUGCACAAUAACAAAAACACUUUCGGGAAGAAAUCAGAUCAACCCAACUCCGGCUCCGGCGACGGCGACAACGACAACGACGACAACCACCACCAGAAUGCUACAUCAGCAUGAAAGUAACAACAACAAUGACAACAAAAAAGGCAUAAUCCACCAUCUUCACACAAGUGAUAGUGUUGUUGCAACGAAUGGGUCGUCUUCUUCAUCUUGAUCUAAUUAUAUAUGCACAAAUAAAGUUUUAACUAGAAUUAGUGCAAGAAAGAGAAAAAUUCCGAGGCUGGUUACUAUUAAUCACGUUUAUUUUUAUUUUUUUUUCUUCCAAUUAGAACUGUUUUUUUUUUUUUAUGCUUUGUUGUUAAGGAUUAGUGCUCAGCUUGAUGAGGAUUACACUGGAAAAUCAAGAUUGUUCCAAUGAGCAAUUUAAUUUGUUAAUUUUUCUUUCUUUUGCUUACCGCUGGCCUUGUAUAUUAAUUAUGCUACUUAAUUACUAUAAUCUCAUUCCAUUAAGAAACUUAGCUAUUGAGCAUUGA